Molecule: messenger RNA, 1542 nt
Organism: Menidia menidia (Atlantic silverside)
Lineage: Eukaryota; Metazoa; Chordata; Actinopteri; Atheriniformes; Atherinopsidae
Source: the annotation of a GenBank genome assembly
AUGAAGAGGCAGGCGGCAAGCGGAGCUGAGGGCGGGGACUACUUUCAACGUGUUGAUCAUCAAAAAGUCAGACACGCCGAAGCCCUUUUGACAGCCAGAGGUGACUCCGACUCCGUGAAUAUCCUUCGCAACAGGCUGCUGACCGUGUGGACGAUCCGCCGAAGUCCUCAGAGCUCAACCGUUUCUGACAUGCACUUUGAUAAAUGCAGUGUGUUGUACGACAAUAUGAAGGCACCAAAAGAGAAGCCGUUUUGCACCCUGCCCACAGUGAAAAAACUUUUGGAGCAGAAGAGAAGACGUGAGACGUCAGCUGUGCCGACCCCCUGCUCCACUGCCAGCACAAGUCCUGUCCCUCCGUUUGCUGUACCAGAGCAGUCGUCCUUAGAAUCCUUUACCUGUACAGCAAGCAGCUACUCAGACAUGGCAGUGAGCUAUGAGCCGUGGGCCCCAGCCCCUGAGUCAACCCUCAGUUACUACACCAGCCACCCAGGACCCAGCUAUGCACCCUACAACCUCCCUAUCACUCCUGACUACAGCUCACCGCAGCAGGUUUCAGGAUUUGUAGACACAAUGCCUCAGUCAUAUGAGUGCCCAGUGGCAGUUGCAGAUCUGGGUCUGGCUUCGUCUUGGUCACUCGGAGGUCCUAGUCAGAACACACAGCUGAUGUUUGGAAAUUCCAUGGAUGCCACAAAGUUGGAUGAGGCAAGGAUGCUGCUCAACAGGAUGGAUUACAGCAGAACCACCUGUCAGGAUGAAGACGGAGACACCAUCCUGCACAUCUACACUGCCAAGGGACUUCGGGAGUGUGCCUUUGCUGCUGCUGAGAGGCUGAGGGACGUGGGGAGGCUCGAUGCCAAAGAACACAAGGGGAAGACCGCUUUACUGGUAGCCGUGACAGCAAACCAUCCGGAUAUUGUGCAGGACCUUUUGUCAUUAGGGGCCGAGAUCAACGCCUGCGACGUUAAAGGACAAACUGCACUUCAUCUGGCGGCUCACUAUGGAUUCCCUGCUGUUCUGCAGGCAAUUCUGUCAAGCAGACCAUCUGUCAACCUGGAGGCCCGCAAUUUUGAAGGCAUGACUCCGCUGCACUGUGCAGCCAUAUCCCACAGUGUCACCAUGAAAGCUUUGUCUACCAUGGGGCCAGCAGAUGUAAAUCUAGAGACCAAAGCUGCUGAGAAGCUCUCGUGUGUACAGAUGCUACUCAGUGCCGGGGCGUCCCUUCUCAGUCAGGAAAUCAAAAGUAACAAGACUGUCCUGCACUUGGCUGUGAAGGAGGGGAAUAUCGAUCUGGUGCACUAUCUGCUGAGGAUUCCCCUGCUGAACAUGAAAGACUUUGUCAAUAUGAAAGCUCACGGCCACACAGCCUUGCACAUGGCGGCCGGUCUCCAUGGUAACCCCCACCAGGAGCAGAUCCUGCAGCUGCUGCUGAGCAGAGGGGCUGAUCCCAGCAUCCGCAACCUGGAGAACGACCAGCCUGCCCACCUGCUGCAGAGCGGCGCCCAGGGGGAGCAGGAAUGCCCCCCCCCCCCCCCUCCGCGCUGA